Messenger RNA from Ceraceosorus guamensis, 3687 nucleotides. RefSeq names its product TPR-like protein. Gene Ontology annotation, molecular function: protein binding. The coding region runs from base 304 to 3642 and encodes 1112 amino acids. NCBI's taxonomy places the organism in Eukaryota, Fungi, Basidiomycota, Exobasidiomycetes, Ceraceosorales, Ceraceosoraceae. The record is from RefSeq and is a predicted model, not a curated record. The transcript has 6 exons. Gene Ontology annotation, biological process: cell division.
GACAUCCCCGCUGGCGCUAACACUUGCCUUCUGGGUCAGCCAACGCACGUCAGCAUACUGACAAAGUCUAGACACAGGGACUGAUCGACUCGACGCGCGCCCGCAUUGAACACAUUUUUGUCGUCUACGCUUCUCGGCAGUAGCUCAUCUCGUCGGUUGUCGGUCAAGCGUCGUCAUCCCCGGCGUUCGCAUCCCAGUAGCGGACGUCCAACACAUCUACCCGUCUCCCUCGAGCCCCAAGAUCCCUACAAGUCUUGCGCAUCGACUUCUUCUCCCUGCUGCGUCCAACGAAGUCCCAAAAAAAUGUCGCCAUCCUCGAGCUCUGCUCGCGACGCUCGAGCAGGUCCAAGCAAAGCCCCACCACGUCGCACCACACGUCAACAAUCGCAGUCCGCCGCAGCGAGUGCGAGUGCACGUCCUUCAACAACUGUCCAAGGUGCUGCUACGAGCGCAAGCGCCUCUAGAGAUUCGAUUUCUGCAGGACCUAGACCAGCUUCAGCGUCAAGAAGGCGGGUACAGGACGAUCAGCCUCUCCAAGGUGCAUUCAUGACGCCCCCCAAUGGCGCGGCUGCUCCUCGCAUUGCAGGUUUGGGGCGUGGCGGAGACAUGAUGAACAGCUCAGACGCGCAUUCUCGCGGCGCGGGGUCAGACCCAAGCACGAGUAUCAGUGGGUGGACAGUCGACCCCUCGCGAGGAGGUGCAGGGAUGAGCACGCUGGAUCCUUUUCACCGGACCAGCCCAAGUACAAAUUUACCAGCGCCAUCGGGUGCGAAGGCCAACCGCUUCUCAAAUCUUCGUGCUAGCGCCAAUGCUCGUAUCAAUGCGGAAAGAAAUGCAGAUGGAAGCUUGAGUGCUGCUGGAGACUCGGAUGAGGCAGACGGGAGCGGCCUCUUGGGUCUGAGCCCUGCUAUGCAUCUCAAAUUCGCAGCCAAGAGGACCGUAGCGCGCGCAAGAGAGAUUGGAGAUCUAGGCUUAGGAAGCGCAAGCAAUGGAUCAGCAAGGAAUUGGGAAGAAUCAUCGGCAAUCGAUGAGAAUCACGGUAAUUCCAAGGCUCACAAUACAGAUCAGGAGGAGUCAGCCGCUCAAGCGGCGGCAAUCAGCGCAGACGGCAGUAUUAUCAUACAUCCGGAAUCGGGUCCAGCAGAAGAAAACCUGCAAGCAGCUGGCUUGCCCGAUGUGCGAGAGGCAGAUGACGAUGAGCUGAGCGCCAUGCAGGGUGACAGGCUUGAGAUGAUGCUGCAUAGAAUGCGCAGGUGGAGGCACGACGCUGCUAGUCACUUUCUGUUCGACACUGCCAUCUUUUGGGGAGACAAGAUACUGCAUCUGGAAUCUGGGACAACCGCAUGGAACGAUGCGUUUCAUUUGGCGACUUACUACUUCCUCUCGCACCGCUAUGCUCAAGCAGAGCACCUCCUCAUGAAUCCUUUGCGCAGGAACAAAGCGCGACGGAAAGACAAGACACGCCAAGAUCACCGAUCUUCUUCUCGCGAAAAGGCCGCCUCUGAUCCUCUUGGGGAAGCUUUGAGAGCGACGCGCUGCUCCAGUCGGCUGCCCAAGCAUCUGCUGAGCCCGCACCGAAAUACAGCAUCGAGUGCAGGCGUGGACUUUCCAGAAUGGCAUUUGCAGUCAGACCAUCUAACGCAUACGGCUGACGACGAGAUGGAUGAGAAUGACGCUGUGGAUGGGAGAAAAAGAAAAGAGAGAGCUUUUACUGUCAGCGGGACAGGCACUGGCAGCGAGUCGGAUGAUGGGGCGCCAGCAGAGCUGAGGACCCCCCAGAGGGAUCCCAAAUCGUCUACUGACUUGGGCUCCGGCAGCCGUGACACAGCAUCCCGAGAACAGCUUCCUGAUAGCGGCUACGAAGAGAUUUUCGAUGUUGCGGAGGACGUGCCAGCCCCGGACGGACCCACCCUUGCUAAAGAAAGUGCUCAGUGUAGGUGGCUAGCAGCUCAAUGCAUGGCCCGGCAAGGCAAAUAUCACGAAGCGCUCGAUGUCCUUAGCGGCUGGAAAGAGGAUGCCCUGGAUAAGGAUGGUGAGUCGAAGGCUUGCGUUUCAUCAUUGCGCUUCGGAGACAUUCAAUGGCUCUUGCGGCCCCCCUUUCCCCUCUCCCGGGCAGAGAAGUACGGCUUCAAAGCACCGUCGGUGGAUGGAUGCAUCAAGCUCAGCUCAUCGAAGUGGCAUCUCCGAGGACAGAUCUCAAUGCGUCUGGAUGAGAAGGAUCAAGCGAAGCUGAGCUUCAUGAGAGCACUGUCGCUCGACGUGCGGAAUUUCGACGCUUUCUCCGCCUUGAUAGAUGGGAACCUAUUGGGGGCUGAAGAGCAGUGGGAGUUUGUCAGAGGACUGGAAUUUGUGGCUCAAGCAGGAGGCGAUGAAGCUAGUGUAGAAGCGCACGAGAUGGUCCGGCUACUCUACUAUACGCGAUUGAACAAGUUGGGGCGACUGCACGCAAAGGAGACGGCUUUGGCGCGCAAGAAGCUCCUUUCUGCCUACCCGCUGCAAAACAAUGCGGACGUGCUGCUAAGUCUGGCCGAGAGCCUCUUUGUCCAGAUGAGGUUUCAGGAUUGUCACACUGUCACAAAAAGGAUCUUGGACAUUUCUAGGGACCAUCAAGCUACUUUGCCCCUGCAUAUAUCCACCUUCUUCCAACUGCCACACCUGCGACCCGCUCUUUUUUUGUUGGCUCAUCACCUUUCGGACACGGAUCCUACUUUGCCCGCUGCUUGGUAUGCUGUCGGGAUGUGGUAUGCCUGCGCUUCGAGGUGGUUAGAGGCAAGACGCUACUUUAGCAAAUCGGUGCACCUAGAUGCUCGAUUCGCGUACGGGUGGAUAGCCUUUGCGCACACAUUUGCGCUAGAAGGAGAGUCCGAUCAAGCUGUCACUUCGUACUCCACAGCAGGCAGGCAUUUUCCUUCGAGCCAUCUGCCAACUUUGUUCAUCGGCAUGGAGCACUUGCAUCAGGGCAAUCUAACUCUUGCCAAGCUUUUCCUGGAUGCUAGCGCGAAACUUUGGAAUGAAGAUCCCUUGCUCCUGAAUGAAUUUGGGGUGGUCGCUUUUCACAAUGGCAACCUUUCGGAGGCAGUGGAACAUUUUGUCAAAGCGCUGCAGCUGGCGGAGCAAGCGCAGCAGCCCGCUCGCGAGUGGACAGCGACGCACCUGAACCUUGGGCUCGCUCAUCAUCGUCUCGACAAUGCGACCCUCGCGGCCAAAUCUUUUCGACGCGUGCUGCAGCUCGAUCCUUUCAAUGCCGAAGCAUAUACGGGUCUGGGCAUGGCGUCGCACAGGAAUGGUCAAAUCUCCUCGGCCAUAGGCUACUACCACUCUGCUCUGUCCAUUGAGCCUAGGGAUGCGCACACAACACAAUUGCUAGAUCUUGCGUUGCAAGAAAACGCUCUUGCUGAUCCCUUGGGAGCUGGCGGUGGAUUGUCGGCCCAGCUCGCAGACGAGUUGCAACUGGGAGAUCAUGCCAUCGAUCGAGGGGGCUCCAUGACGCAAAGACAAGACUUCGAUGAUACGCCGGCUGUCGACCGUACCGACACGCGCAGGAAUUCGGAGAGCUCGCGCCAGCUUGGCACAAGUAGCAACUCGGCCCUUCGGCAAGAGCAGGACAGCGUCUCUAUGGAGAUGGACGCAAGCGAUGCUUGAAAUGCUACAUCAUGCUGUUUGUAAGCCUCACAUUCAAUUUAGUGU